Bacillus rossius redtenbacheri is the source of this 782-nucleotide messenger RNA. RefSeq names its product BEN domain-containing protein 4-like. The transcript has 2 exons. The coding region runs from base 146 to 694 and encodes 182 amino acids. The record is from RefSeq and is a predicted model, not a curated record. Lineage: Eukaryota; Metazoa; Arthropoda; Insecta; Phasmatodea; Bacillidae.
GCUCUUUGGACUUGAGCAACAAAUCAUUCGGAAAUAAGCCAAAAUUUCAAGUGUAAUUUUUUUAUAUAAAAAUAAUAAAGAGCACAUCUCAAUAACAUAGUAGUAUUUUAUCAAUUGUAUUUUGCAAAAUUCCAGGUAUUAAUAAAUGGCUAAUCAAGACAAUCAAGGUUUCAGGAAGACGCUUACAGAGACGACCACGAUCUCCGGCGGCCAGAUGCUGGUGACGCAGGAGGAGCGCUGCGAGAGCUUCAGCGCCAACACCACCGCGUGCGGGGCCCCGGUGGCGGGGCCUUGCUUCCCGGCGCCGCCCCCGCCGCCCCCGGCCUGCCUCCCGCAGGCCAUGGAGUGGGAGCCGCUGUGCUUCGUGCCUUACCCCCACCAGCCGCAGCCGCCCCAGCAGCAGGGCUGGUGUCACUUCGCGUGCUUCCCUCAGCAGCCGCAGCUGCAGCCUCAGCCGCCCCCGGCGCUGCCGCCGCCGCCGCCGCCGCCGCCCUUCCAGCUCAAGCUGCACCACGACCAGGCGACCUCCACCACGGACCUGGCGCCCGCCGGCGGCGGAGACGACGAGGACACCCUGAGGCUGUGCUGCGAGGCGCUGGAGGUGAAGUUCACCGUGUGCGAUGACGACAGCGACAGGUACGACAGCGACUGCAGCUCCGACUCCGGCGCCAGCGAGGAGGCACAGGGCAAGUGAAGCCGAGCUGCCUUCACCUGCAACCCCCAGACCCUGUAAGUUCGUUCUAAAUUACACGGCUCAAAAAAAAUUAAUAACUUCCCGUCUA